This is a messenger RNA of Chinchilla lanigera (long-tailed chinchilla), 1362 nucleotides long. RefSeq lists its product as uncharacterized. The transcript is spliced from 5 exons. The record is from RefSeq and is a predicted model, not a curated record. Bases 374 to 1216 code for a protein of 280 amino acids. NCBI's taxonomy places the organism in Eukaryota, Metazoa, Chordata, Mammalia, Rodentia, Chinchillidae.
GACUUUCUCCUGGCUGGGCCGGGCUGUCUUGCCCGCGUGGACUGCUGGCCACACCCUGCACUUCCUGGGGUCAGUAGCCCAGGGUGAAGCCCACCUCUCCCUGUAGCUCCCGCUGCAGGCCCCUCCCCACCACCAGCACCAGCGCCACUGCCGGCAGCCAGUUCCCAGGCCAGGUCACGAAUGGGCCACAGACUCCGUGCACUCACGUUGCGCCCCUUUCUCUCUCCCUGAUGCAGGGGGUCGGGAGCCUGGCAGGCUUUGGAGCUGGCAGGAGGGCGGUGUUUCUCUCCCACCCUGCCAACCUCCCAUCUCCGUCUGCCAAGGCACAGCCCAAGCCCCUCCCCAGCCACCCUGACUGUCCCAGGCCCAUCGGAUGGUGUUUGUGGCCCUGUUUCCCCGCCAGAGAGAGAACCUGAAGGCCCCUGGCCCCACUCUCCCAGGCUUGUGCCAAGACCCUGCAGCCUCUGCUGGAGGAGUGGAUGGCGCAGGAGCCACUGCCCGCCACACUGGGCCAGACGACCCUCCCUGCGCGUGGCAGGCUGAACGUGCGCCCACAUCCCGACCCCAGGACCUGUGGAUGCUACGUUUUGUGGCAAAGCCGCUGCAGAUGGGCUUCCGCCCUGUCUCCCGCACCCAGGCACAGCAAAUUCCACGCCAUGUUGCCUUGCACAAGCUUGGUGGCCUCCGCCUCACAGCGUUCCUUACGUCUGGGGCCGAAACCGGGGAGGGAGACCAGCUCUCUCUGGGGGCUUCCAGCCCUCUGGAAUCUCCACCCCAGCUGAGACCAAGCGGUACCAUCCUCAGACCUUGGUCCCUGCAGCUCCGGCCGCCUCUGCCGGGCCAGAUCUCGCCAGGGAGCCGCAGGCGUCGGCUGCCCUGCGCUGGUCCGGCCAGGGUCGCAGGCUGCAGGACUCCAGUGCCAAACACCUGUGCCCAGCCGGCCCCGCCCGAGCCUGCUCGCCACUCACAGCCCUGGAGACUCCACAGAGCAGGCCCAGGCGCCGCCAUAGAGGUCCGCCUGCAGUCCACACUUCUGAGCCCAGCCAGGCCAGACUCAGAGGGACCACAGCCAGUUACCUCGCGCCUGCUCCACCCCGUCUCCUGGUGCCCAUCAGCCCUCCAGCCCUCCAGCCCCCGACCCAUACGCCCUUCUGUACCUAUCCCGUCCUCCACCCGUGACUCAGUCCUACAUCUGAAGGACGCUUUCGGCCCCUGAUGCUCACUGAGAUCUUCCUGCCGAAUGACUCUUGCCUGCCUUCAAGCCCUGUAACAAGCCACUUCCCUUUGUUUCCUACGGAUGGGCUUUCACACUGUCUCCUGCACCCAGGCACAAUAAAUUCCACGCCGUGUUGCCUUUCAUAA